AUGUCUUCAUCAAUAGAUUCGCAACAGCCGCUGCGCCCUCAUACGCCGUCUUCCAUGAAUCUCCCACAAAUUCCUUCUCCUAUUCAUACCGAACAACCGAAACUAGUCAACGAAAUGACUGUAUCAUCAGUAUCCGAAUCCCCAGUAAAUCUAAGAGGGGGUGGACAUCACCAUCACCAUCACCAUUUUCGUACAGAAAGAGAUGCUGCAAUUGUUGGUGGUACUAGCAAGUUGAAGACUGCUGUCCCAGUUGGAGAAGUCAAGUGGAUUGUGGCGUGUUGUGCUCUGCUUUUGAGCGAGGGGGAGAGAGGGAUUUUGAGGGGUGGCACAAGCACGCCCCUUGGCAGUGACAAUUCCCUGGGCUCUCUUGUGCUGUAUGAAGGAUGCCAUGCUGAGUAG
Messenger RNA from Sclerotinia sclerotiorum 1980 UF-70, 399 nucleotides. RefSeq lists its product as hypothetical. NCBI's taxonomy places the organism in Eukaryota, Fungi, Ascomycota, Leotiomycetes, Helotiales, Sclerotiniaceae. Bases 1 to 399 code for a protein of 132 amino acids. The record is from RefSeq and is a predicted model, not a curated record. The transcript is spliced from 6 exons.